AUGUCUAACAGCCUUGGUGUAAAGAUCCGUGCAGCUUUUGGGGCCAUUGUCUUUCUGGUCGCCAUCAUGGCCUUCUUGCUGAUUGACAUCUACCACCGAGCACGCCGCACUUACAGAGCGGUCGCUUACCACAGAAACCUUCAAAACUUCCUUUACUGGAUCACCUCUGGACUCCAGCCGUACAAUCAGUUUGCCGAUAGGGACGAAAGUAAUCGGGGCUACUACUACCACUGGCGCGUUGGAACGAUGUUGCGUAUUCAUUUAGAGGACGCAGUAACGGCUGGCUUGUAUACUUUCCUUUUUCUUCUUCUCUUUCUGUUGUUUGGUGUCUGGAUAAUCCAGUAUUGGAUAGCAAGGUGGCUUUUUGGAUGA
Messenger RNA from Fusarium oxysporum Fo47, 372 nucleotides. RefSeq lists its product as uncharacterized. The transcript is spliced from 2 exons. NCBI's taxonomy places the organism in Eukaryota, Fungi, Ascomycota, Sordariomycetes, Hypocreales, Nectriaceae. The coding region runs from base 1 to 372 and encodes 123 amino acids. The record is from RefSeq and is a predicted model, not a curated record.